Messenger RNA from Harpegnathos saltator (Jerdon's jumping ant), 1519 nucleotides. RefSeq lists its product as uncharacterized. NCBI's taxonomy places the organism in Eukaryota, Metazoa, Arthropoda, Insecta, Hymenoptera, Formicidae. The transcript has 5 exons. The record is from RefSeq and is a predicted model, not a curated record. The coding region runs from base 782 to 1489 and encodes 235 amino acids.
UUAUUCUUUGUUGGGCAGUCGGAGAACGAUGUUGAAAACAAAGUCGUCGUACAUUGGUGCUUGAAUUUUAACCAACCUAUUAAUUUUGUGUUUGAAUGGUAACAUUCGUACUCUAAUUGCUCUUAUUCUGAAGAAUGGCGUAGGGAUAAUGUCUGUUAUGACUACCAGAGCCAUAUAUUGAACAUUGAACAACUAGGCGAAUUUCUGACAGCUGCUUGAAUUUUUUGAUUCUUUUCUGAUGGCGUAUUCGCUUGGAUGCACUGAGUGCGUACUGAGUGCGACUAAGGCUUGUCCAUAAUCUAUUUUUCAUUUAAGAACGGCUUACAUAAAUCUUCAAAUACUUUUUAACCAGUGAAAUGCUCUAUAUAACAUCCGUACGAAUCAUUUUGAUGACUAAGAAGUUAAUGAAAAUGUAUUUGAAACAACUUUAAAUUUAAGAAUGGACUAUGAACAAGCCUUAAUCGCACUCAGUGCAUCCAAGCGAAUACACCAUGAAGCAUUAGGCCUGUUCGUUUUGUCUGCACUGUUGAACUGGUGCAUUAAGUUAAAGUGAGACAAACGUAGAUUUUCUCAUUCCAACUUGUUGCACCAGUUCAGCAGUGCAAGCAAAACGAACAAGCCUAUUAGAUGUGUUAAACAGUACUUGGCAAGACAUUUAUUACAAGAAUAUUCAAUAUCAAAUACUGUUGAUGGACCAAAUAUAAUUGAUAAUUGCACAUCUUAUAUAAGACAACAUUGCACAUCAUCUUAUACAAGAGGCAUUUCUUUUAAAGAAAAGUUAAUGUUUUGGGCAAAUGAACACAAAGUUCAACAUCAUGCUUUAUCGUCAUUGCUCAAAAUAUUAAAAACUGAAGGUCAUGACGAUUUUCCUAAUGAUGCAAGAACAUUAUUGAACACUCCACGAUGUACAAAUAUUUAUAAGACAUCAGGUGGUGAUUAUUAUCAUCAUGGUUUAAAAAAUGGAAUCAUCAAUAUACUAUGUCAGCAAAAUAACAACUGUUCUUUAUGGACAGAUGAAUCAUUUAAAUUCCGACAGAAUCCAGAACAUCAUACUGGUAUAUCUUCUUUUGAAGAAAUUCCAUUACCAAUGGUCACUAUUUUUCCACUUGAUUACAUGCACUUAAUUCGUCUUGGUCAGAUGAAAAAAUUACUACAUUUAUGGUUAAAAGGUCCUCGCAUUGCAGCCCGAUUAUCUGGAUUGCAAAAUGGAACUCCUGUUAUCAUUGGUCAAGAAUAUAUUAAUUAUUCAAGUUAUACUUUAUAUCCAUGUGAUUCGAGGCAUAUAAAUGUUUUUGUGAUCGAUGACGAUUUAACUGAGUUGAAAUGUUUUCCUAUUUCUGAAAUAUCUAAGAAAGCUGUUGUACUCCCAUGGAAUGGGGAGGAGCGAUUUUGCGCUUUUCCACUACUACAUUCCGAUAUAUUGGAAGAUGUUGUAGUGUGUAGUGAUAGGUACAAACUGGUGCUCAGUUGUUCCCCAGUCAUGGGUUAAUAACGAGGAAAAGACGUGUUUAUGGCCCCC